AUGGAAGUUUUGAACUGGAAGAACUGGGAACGUGAUCUGCAGGCGGUGCCAGAGGAGGGGAGCAGCGGGCCCGUCCCUCCGCGCCUCGGUGAGGGGGACGAGGACAAGGAGCGCCGCCAGACCCUCUCCGGCCGCCUUCGCCGGAGGAGGAGCGGCAGGACGGGCAGCAGCAGGGUCCGCUCGCAGCCUCCGAGACAGAAGAAAACAGUCCAUGCUGUGACAGAGCUGGAGAGCACCAAGGCCUGCAGCCGGGCUGGGAAGCCUUUCCUGUGCCCCUCCCCUCCCACAGAGGAGCUCCAGCUGUUCUGUGAGCAGUGUGAGCAGCCCGUGUGCCGGGAGUGCGUUCUGCGCAGACACCGUCAGCACCCCUUUGACUUCACCAGCAGUGCCAUCCACAAGCAUGGGGACGCCCUGCGGGAGCUGCUACAGAGCAGCCAGCAGCACAUGGACACCCUGGAGGAUGUGCUGAGCCAGGCUGAUGAGGUGGGCAGUGCUGUCCGCAGUCACGCAGAAGCUGUGGCCACAGAGAUCUGCCUGUUUGCCAGGGGCUAUGUGAAUGCAAUUGAAGAGCACCGAGAGCAGCUGCUGAAGCAGCUGGAGGACUUGAAGGUGCAGAUGGAAAACCUGCUGCACUUGCAGAAGGCCCAGCUGCAGCAGCUGCUGCUGGACAUGAGGGCAGGCGUGGAAUUCACAGAGCACUUGCUGAUGAGUGGCUCAGAUGUGGAGAUCCUCAUCACCAAAGGGGUGGUGUCCAGCUGUCUGACAAAGCUCACCAGCACUGCUUAUAGCACCCACCCCAGUGUGGAUGAUAGGAUCCAGUUCUCUCCUCACAAGAGGGCAGGGCAGUGUUGCGGCUAUGAAGUUUUUAGGGCCAUCCUCAAUAAAGUGGUUGAUCCAGCCAGAUGUACCCUGCAUGGGGAGGUAAUGUGGUGCUUUCUCCACAGUGCCCGUCAGAACCAGCUGAGUGGCUUUACCCUGCUGUGCAAGAGCACUACAGGGGAGCACAUGGGGCAGGGAGGAGAGGCUGUCUGGGUCACCAUCACCCACAAGGACAAGAGGGACUGUACAGUCAAGCCAACAGUGUGUGAUAAUGGUGAUGGGACCUACUGUAUUUCCUACAGACCUGGGGAGCCAGGCUUGUAUGCUGUCUGCGUCUAUGUGAAAGGGCAACAUGUACAGGGCUCUCCCUUUACUCUGAUGGUGAAGCACAAGUUCCAUGAACACCGUGGGGUAUUUCACUGCUGCACGUUCUGCUCCAGCAGAGGCCAGAAAGCCGCUCGCUGUGCCUGUGGUGGGACCAUGCCAGGUGGAUACCAAGGCUGUGGCCACGGGCACAAAGAUCACCCUGUGCCACCAUGGUCAUGCUGUGGGCAAGUGAAGGAGAGCUCAGAGUGUUUGUGUGAGCCACCCAACAACACCUCACAGAGGAGUUUGCUCAGGACAGUGGCACUCUGAGCAGCCAGGUGAGCUCCUGGGAGUUCAGGGCACUGCUACUGGCUGCUCCAGAAGCACAAAUGAUUGAUCCCUGCAUAGCCUUGCUGCCAGCAAACAGUGUGAUGGGUGUGAGUUGAGCGGGGGGGUGAGGGAAAAUAAAACUGUGGCUUAUGUUCCA
Molecule: messenger RNA, 1612 nt
Organism: Ficedula albicollis (Collared flycatcher)
Lineage: Eukaryota; Metazoa; Chordata; Aves; Passeriformes; Muscicapidae
Gene: TRIM45
Product: tripartite motif containing 45
Biological process (GO): positive regulation of DNA-templated transcription
Cellular component (GO): chromatin; nucleoplasm
Molecular function (GO): ubiquitin-protein transferase activity; protein binding; zinc ion binding
Source: RefSeq, a predicted model, not a curated record